AUAAGAAGGUGAGCACGAAAUCCAACAGUGUGCUGGUUCAGACAGGCAGUCUGCCUCUGAAUCCCGAGAGAGGAACUUAGCAUCGAGGGAAUUAUUACUGAUAUUUCAAACUCAGUUUUUAAAAGAGGAACAAAGUCUGUCCUAGGUAGAUGAAGCUAUUUGUGGAAAUGGACUAGAACCUCAGGAAUAAUGAUGUAUUUGUGGCCUUGGACGUGAAGCAGUCGGUCGGUCUCCUGUGCUGUUAACGUGGCGUCGGGGACUGAUGUGGUGGGAAGCAUGGACCUGAUGAACGGGCAGGCAAGCAGUGUGAACACCGCUGCCACUGCUUCCGAGAAAAGUAGCAGUUCUGAAUCAUUAAGUGACAAGGGCUCUGAAUUGAAGAAAAGCUUUGAUGCUGUGGUAUUUGAUGUUCUUAAGGUUACACCAGAAGAAUAUGCGGGUCAGAUAACGCUAAUGGAUGUCCCAGUAUUUAAAGCCAUUCAACCGGAUGAGCUUUCAAGUUGUGGAUGGAAUAAAAAAGAAAAAUAUAGUUCUGCACCAAAUGCAGUUGCCUUCACAAGAAGAUUUAAUCAUGUAAGCUUUUGGGUUGUUAGAGAGAUUCUUCAUGCUCAAACAUUAAAAAUUAGAGCAGAAGUUUUGAGCCACUAUAUUAAAACUGCUAAGAAACUGUACGAGCUGAAUAACCUCCACGCUCUCAUGGCGGUGGUUUCUGGCCUGCAGAGCGCCCCAAUUUUCAGGUUGACGAAAACGUGGGCGUUAUUAAGUCGAAAAGACAAAACUACCUUUGAAAAAUUAGAAUAUGUAAUGAGUAAAGAAGAUAACUACAAAAGACUCAGAGACUAUAUAAGUAGUUUAAAGAUGACACCCUGCAUUCCCUAUUUAGGAAUCUACUUGUCCGAUUUAACGUACAUUGAUUCAGCGUACCCGUCAACUGGCAGCAUUCUAGAAAGUGAGCAAAGAUCAAACUUGAUGAAUAACAUCCUCCGAAUAAUUUCUGAUUUACAGCAGUCCUGUGAGUAUGAUAUCCCCAUGUUGCCUCACGUCCAAAAAUAUCUGAACUCUGUUCAGUAUAUAGAAGAACUACAAAAGUUUGUGGAAGAUGAUAAUUACAAGCUUUCAUUAAAGAUAGAACCAGGGACAAGCACACCGCGCUCUGCUGCUUCCAGGGAAGACUUAGUAGGUCCUGAGGUGGGAUCUCCACAGAGUGGAAGAAGGAGCGUGGCGGCCGAAGGGGCCCUGCUGCCACAGACACUGCCGUCCCCGCGGAGCCUGAUCCCACAUGGCCACAGGAAGUGCCACAGCUUGGGUUACAAUUUCAUUCAUAAAAUGAACACAGCAGAGUUUAAGAGCGCAACGUUCCCAAAUGCAGGGCCAAGGCAUCUAUUAGACGACAGCGUCAUGGAGCCCCACGCACCAUCUCGAGGCCAAGCUGAAAGUUCUACUCUUUCUAGUGGAAUAUCAAUAGGUAGCAGUGAUGGUUCUGAACUAAGUGAAGAGACCUCAUGGCCUGCUUUUGAAAGGAACAGAUUGUACCAUUCUCUCGGCCCGAUGACACGAAUGGCACGAAAUGGCCAUCGAAGCCACAUGAAGGCCAGCAGUUCUGCAGAAUCGGAAGAUUUGGCAGUACAUUUAUACCCAGGAGCUGUUACGAUUCAAGGUGUUCUCAAGAGAAAAACUUUGUUAAAGGAAGGCAAAAAGCCUAAAGUAGCGUCUUGGACAAAAUAUUGGGCGGCUUUGUGUGGAACCCAACUUUUUUACUACGCUGCCAAGUCUCUGAAGGCGACAGAAAGAAAACAUUUCAAAUCAACAUCGAAUAAGAACGUAUCUGUGGUGGGAUGGAUGGUGAUGAUGGCUGAUGACCCGGAGCAUCCCGACCUCUUCCUGCUCACGGACUCGGAGAAAGGAAAUUCAUACAAGUUUCAGGCGGGCAAUAGGAUGAACGCGAUGCUGUGGUUUAAGCAUCUGAGUGCCGCCUGCCGAAGCAACAAACCACAGGUUCCUACAAACUUGAUGACUUUCGAGUAAGAGCCGAAGGAAGAAGGGAGGUGAACUGCUGCCCCAGCGUGCGAGCAGGGACCUGGUGGGCGAGCGCCAGCUAAUCACCAGCCCUGGCGGGGGCGCCCGGAGCUUCCAUCCCAGCCUCCGGAGUUCUGAACCAAAAAGCACUCAUUCCGGGGAGUGACGCGAGACAUUCCCAGAGAGCCAAUCGGAGGUGCGAAACAAACUGCCAUGGACCAUGCUCAUCUCUGAACUGACCUGUGGAAACCACUGCCUUAAAAGAACGAAAGGAAAACCAACACAAUACACCAAAUAGUGUGUGUGAAUCUCCUGGCGGUGCUGUGCUUGGAAUAGAUCAUAGCUUAUUU
This is a messenger RNA of Molossus molossus (Pallas's mastiff bat), 2366 nucleotides long. RefSeq names its product Ral GEF with PH domain and SH3 binding motif 2 (gene RALGPS2). The record is from RefSeq and is a predicted model, not a curated record. Gene Ontology annotation, molecular function: guanyl-nucleotide exchange factor activity. Gene Ontology annotation, cellular component: plasma membrane. The coding region runs from base 277 to 2025 and encodes 582 amino acids. The transcript is spliced from 21 exons. Gene Ontology annotation, biological process: positive regulation of GTPase activity; Ras protein signal transduction. NCBI's taxonomy places the organism in Eukaryota, Metazoa, Chordata, Mammalia, Chiroptera, Molossidae.